This is a messenger RNA of Nestor notabilis (Kea), 1269 nucleotides long. RefSeq names its product tubulin tyrosine ligase-like family, member 10 (gene TTLL10). Gene Ontology annotation, biological process: protein modification process. Lineage: Eukaryota; Metazoa; Chordata; Aves; Psittaciformes; Psittacidae. The record is from RefSeq and is a predicted model, not a curated record.
CCAAAAGAAGAGAUACUAAAAGUACCAGUGGGACCAGGACCAUAUUUUUAUAUCAGUGGAUCUAAUGGAGCUGGGCUUGUGAGCAUCUAUUGCCAGCACAGAGGCUGGCAGCGUAUCUAUGACAACACAAGAGAGGAUUAUGCACUGAAAUGGUGUGAAAUCAAGUGCCAGGAAACCUAUUACCAUUUCAAAGAAGGUAGAGUUCUUCUCUACCAGAUCCCCAACAAUGGAGUCCUCACCAGUAAGACAGGGCUUUUGUGCUGCCUGAGGGAGCAAGAGCGGGUGAUGAAUACCAUCAGUAGGAACUCCAGUUCCAAGUUACUGAAGAUGGAAGAAUUCUACCCAGAAUUUUGCCUGGACUUAAAAAACGAGAGAAAUGCCUUUUUUGCCCUUUGCAAAGAUGAACAGAUUUUAAUCUGCAAACCAAGUUGCUCUAACCAAGGUCAAGGAAUUUUCCUGCUUACAAAUCCAGCUGCUGUCAACACCCUCCAAGCCAAGUUCCACAGAGCUGAGGAAUACCUGCUCAGUACGAGGCAGCCUCUGCUCCUGGAAGGGAAGAAGUUUGAUGUCCACUCUUACCUCCUCAUUGCCUGCAUGGCACCAUACGUGUCAUUCUUUGCCCAGGGUUGUGUCAGGCUGACCUGUGUCAACUCUGAUGCUGCUUCUGAUGAUCUGACUGUUCAUCUGACCAAGCAGUACAUGCAGAAGAACUCCCUGUACAGCCAGCUGAAAGACGAGACCAUUUGGCGGAUGGAGCAUUUCAACAGCUAAGUUAAUGAGAAGUUCAGAAAGCCCAAAGGGCUCCCCAAAGACUGGGUUUUCACUGUGUUUACUAAAAGGAUGAAGCAGAUCAUUUUGCAGUGCUUCCUGGCAGCCAAGCACAAACUGGAUCACAAACUGAGCUACUUCGAUCUCAUUGGUUGUGACUUUCUAAUUGAUGAAAUCUUUAAGGUGUGGCUUCUGGAGAUGAAUGCAAACCCAGCACUACACACCAACUGUGAAGUCCUGAAAGGCAUCAUCCCAGCUGUAGUCUACGAGAGUCUUGAUUUGGUUCGGAUUUUCAACAAGUCCCUCAAAGACUGCAGGAUUUUGCCUUUAGAGACACUCUGUCAUUUGGUGCUUCUCUAUCAUGAAGAUGAUGCAGACCUUGGCCAGAAACAACCCUUGAAGCUCCAAAGCGACUCACACAAGGGUCGAUACAUGCGGCCACACACAGACAGUGCCAGCCUGGCCAAAGUGCUGGAGAACUCUCCCAAGAAGCCUGGUUGA